GGGAAAAACAUGGCGGCCAUCCUUCCCAAGAUCUUGUCCUUCGCUAAAAAUACGAGGACUUUCCUCACAACUUCAAGACUUUCUGCGGUACCGGUUCAGCAGUGCAGUGUUCCUGUUUCUAACUAUGGAGAAAAAAUCACUCACACGGGACAGGUUUUUGAUAAAAAUGAUAUACGAAGAGCGAGAUUUGUGGGGAGACAAAAAGAGGUGAAUCAGAACUUCGCUAUAAAUCUGGUGGCGGAGGAGCCGGUAUCCGAUGUAGAAGCUCGAGUGGUGUCCUGUGACGGAGGUGGAGGAGCUCUGGGCCAUCCCAAAGUUUAUAUCAACCUGGACAAGGUGACCAAAGUGGGUACGUGUGGUUACUGUGGACGGCAGUUUCAGCAGAAACACCACCACUGAGAUCUUCUGAUUUAUAAAUUAUUCCCUUUGACCUGUGUGUCAUGGUUUCCUGUGUAAUAAAAUCAUACAACUGAUCAAAAAA
Messenger RNA from Ictalurus punctatus (channel catfish), 481 nucleotides. It is a transcript of the gene ndufs6, whose product is annotated as NADH:ubiquinone oxidoreductase subunit S6. Lineage: Eukaryota; Metazoa; Chordata; Actinopteri; Siluriformes; Ictaluridae. The transcript is spliced from 4 exons. Bases 10 to 399 code for a protein of 129 amino acids. Gene Ontology annotation, biological process: mitochondrial electron transport, NADH to ubiquinone. The record is from RefSeq and is marked provisional.